UCUAGACGUACCCUUGGUAAUGAAAAUCAUAGAACAUUUAUAAAUGAAUAAUCCAUGGAUUUUCUAAUAAAUGCACAUUGUCAAUACAAUACCAUCAGAGCAUCAUGUAUAUUACAUGUAAAACCUAAUUUGUGUUUAUCAAGGGCUGUGACAAGUAGGGGGCUUUGUACAGCUUAGGAAUUCUGAAUGAUAUUAUGUAAUGCUUGAUAAGAUGUUUGUAUUGUGAAAAACCUGUAUGCAGAUCUACCACUUUACAACAUACUUCAUAAGAUCCACACUUCACAACAGGCACAUGUCACAUUGAGGACAACAAGAAGGGACUUAAUAUUUAAUGAUUGUGCUUUGAUCACAAUGAUUAUCUGUAAGAACCACUGAUUCAAAGGGAAAAAUGUGUCUUCCUUUUUCUGAAGAGGUGGAGGAAAAGGAGAGAGGUGGAAAGUUACCAAAAGAAAGAGCUAAGGGUGCCAGGUCUUGGAAGGGAGAUAAUAUAAAUAACGAGAGCCACACAAGAAGAGGAAGCAUUGGGCAGGCAAGAGGAAGAUCAUAGAGAAUGGGUAAAAGGUCUCCAUGAUGAAGCAGCAGUCCAGCAUGUAGCAGCCUCAUGAGGUGGGGGACAUGAUGUGCUUUCCUAAAUAGAUGGUCUCCCAAGCCAGCCUUUUGUCAGCAUUCCCUAGGAAGUUCAAGUCCUGGGGGAGACAGCUGCAGGCAGAUCUGACACCCCAGCACAGCAAGCCUAACUCCAACAUUAAGGUGCAAUGAAUGUGCUUUGACUGACAGCAUUCUGCUGCUCUGGAGCUAACCAGCUGUGCCAGGGUGUGAACACGGUACCCAUCUACAGGUGUAAUAGUGGAGGGUCCUCCCUGUGCACCGAGGAGCAAAAGUGAGGCACCACUCCAAUCUUUGGCACAAGACUUUCUCGAGCUCCCACUAGAGUGGUGCAGGUUAGUCUCACUGCAGGGCAGUAUCUAGAAAGGCGUUCCUGCACCCUUUGUUAAACUGAAACAAUAUUUAGGCAUUGUGAGUCACCUAAGGUCUGCUUUCAGAGUUGGGAAAAGAGGUGAACUUCCUAAUUUUGUGUAAAACCUGAAAUGUUGAUCACAAAGGAUAGAACAAAGGGGUUUUAACAAGGGUCAAAUAGUUCUUAAAAUAAAUUCAAAGCUCGCAUUUCUAUGUGGAAAAAAGGCUUGUCUCUCCUACUGAAGGGAAGCAAGAAUCAAUCUUGUGAUGCUAUUGCUCCAUUGUGCUACAUCACUUGAGGAAUCAGACUAUUGAAGGGAUUGCCUAACUACCUGUUUUCUCUGAUUUCUACACACUGGAAAUCUCUGCUCAUGGAAAACUGAGGAAUAGAAGAGCCAGAGUGUUGCAGGUCAAGGAUGGCAUUGCAUUAGCAGUGACCCUGCAUGGUAUCUUCCCACAUUCUGUCUGUCAGCUGAUGUGAGUUCUUAAUUUUAAGGAGUAUCUUAUUACUUACACACACAUUCUACAAGGAACAAGUUUGCCAAGACUCAUUCAAAUGUAAGAUACUGGAAUCCAGGAGGAAGGUGUUUGAUGUGAUUAUCCAGAUAUGAAACUGUACUUCCCUAGUUUUCACUAAGGAACAUACAUUUAUAAUUGUGAGUCAAGCCUGCUUCACAGACCAGCAUAUUUCAUUAAUUGGAAAAAAAAGCUUUGAAAUGUUGACUUGUAGGAGGAGCUUAGCUCAGAGGUACUGUGGGUGGGACUAAUUCAUAUCAGGGUGUUUAAGUUUUGGCAUGAGAGAAAGACUUCUCAGAGUAGAAGGUUUAUUUCUAAAGGAUAAAUCAAAGGGUGUGUGUGUUUCUUUUUUCAAUUUAAGAUGCUAUCAGUUGAUACUCAGAUUCUUCUUGUAAUAAUUCUGGGGGCUUCUGACUGCCAGAUAAUCCCCAGGAUUGAAGAAUGUGGACUCAAAUGUUCUCAGGGGUUUCAUUGUAAAAGCAAACCUUCCACUGGUAUUUUUAACAGUUUCUGCCGUGAUGCUCCUGCCUCUUUAUCUUCUACUGUACUGAAAAGCAUGAAGCUCUCAACAAUGAUGAAGUGUGUACAGGGAAACCAAUGUUCUCUUCACUUAAGCAUUAAAGGGACACUGCAUCUUGAUGAAAAUAUUCGUGGUCUGGAAAUUUGUUUUCUAUCUGUGGACACGCAGCAAUCUCAGUGUGUGAGCGUGAGGUUUUCUAGAAAAACAAACAAGAAGCUUGGUAGAAGGAAGGUUCACGUGCAGUUUAAUUGCUUUGAAGUCAAUGUAGCACAACACAUCUAUGUGACAAUGAAAACAAUACCAAAUUACUGUGAAGUCAAGUUGAGUCAGGAAUACUAUGUUGAAGAUUGCAGGAACAAUGAUGUGGGAAAACAUAUUCCAGUCUGUUUUGCUGGGAAGUUGGAUUAUAAUGUGGACAGGGUGAGGAAAACGAUAUCUGUGAUUGUAUCAAACUUUCUUCAAGGCCAUGACUAUUAUGUUCGUUUAUGUCACAAAUGGUUUACCUGUGAAGAUGUGGGCUCAUUUGCGUUGUUAAAAGGAACGGAGUCUUUGAAGUCAACUUCCUUACAAUAUUCUCAGUUACUUCCUUGUCUCUGUAUUGAGGGCUGGUCAGCGAUCCCAGAUGCAAGGAGGACACAACUUUGCCCUUUUAAAAAUGAUACAGAGGCACUGUGGGAUAACAUUGCAUAUAAUCCAGCCACACAAACACUAGCCUGGGAACCAGCCUGUCCCGUGUCCGUCACUGUUAACUUGUGCAGGUUAACAAAGUUGAAUGACCCAUGUGUAGAACUACAAAACUCAUCAAUUACAGCUCCAGAGAAACAGGUAAAAUAUUCCCGAGUGGACACUCAUCCAAGACUUUGCAUGAAGUUUACAACCAAGCAAGGCUCUUGGGUUAGAUGCCCCUUUGCUCAUGGAACGUUUCCAGCUUGGAAGAUGGGAAUUGCUGCCAGGGCAGAAAAGAUACAAAUCUCUUUCACCUCACAAACUAUGGCACAAUUUUCAGCAUUGGUGUGUAACAAGACACAGAUGUCUUCAUGUAACUCUGUUGGAACACACCACUCAGUCUCAGCGGGUGACUCUCAUAUCACAAAUGUCAAUAUUUCAGGUGAAAUAUGUGGCUCAGAACUUUGCAUUCAGGGCUGGAGGACAGAUGUAGAUUAUUCUGUUCCACUGCAGAUCUGCGAUAUCAAAUGCACAUUAUCUUCCCCAAGUGAAGACGAUGAUGAAAACUCCUUAAAGAUCAUAUUACUGACAGCAAUGAUUUUAAUCCUGCUGACCACGAUGACUCUCCUUGGACACAAAAUGUUAACAGUUUUUUACAGAAAGAAACAUGGAGGCAGCAGUCCAGCCCAGAUCAUAAGGCAGAGUUUCUCCACUAGAGUGAAGAGUGCCCCUUCCCUGCAUUGAUGAUGGUGACUUGUGAAUUUAGCAGAACUCUUUCAAGAUCCACAACAUCCUUCUCCAGGUUUACUUUACAUGUUACUUGCAAAUUCUUGCUCACACGAGUAGUUUUCUCUCGUGCAAUCAGUCCCCAUUGACUUGGGUAGGACUAUUCAUAAGUGUAAAAGGCUUUACAAGUUCUGAGUGUAACAUUUUAACAUCUUCAAAUGAGGGACUAUCAUAUGUGGGUGGAGAAUCUGGCACACAAUUUCCUGUGAAAUAAAUGGAGCAUUUAAGAGGCCAGUAGUGGGUAGGUUUCACAACCCAGAUGCUGUAUUAUGGGUACUUCAAGAUUUAAAGAUUUCUUCCUUUUAAAUCCAUAAACUUGAAUAACUAAGAGUUAUGGAACGAAAGAGAUUUUAUCUAAACACUGAUAAAUUAAUUUGUCUCUGGCCAGCUGAACUAUAGCUUUAUUUUCUGAAAUCUUUCUGAUAUCUUUACAAUACUGGAGCAAUUUCUGCCAUUGACAGACAUAUAACCCUGAAAUUCUUCUCAGGUCAGUCUAUUCAGUAUUUGAUGUAUUGUAUUUCUUUGAGUCAAAAGCAUUUGUAUUUUAUUUUCUGGAAAAAUUGAAACAACUUCAUAGUUUUGUAAAAUAAUUUCAAAUUAAAAUGACAAUGUGCCUUUUCUCUCAAGGGAACUAGUUCCUUCUUCAAUCCCAUUAGUUAAUUGGAAAACCCCUUUUGUCUUGCAUGGAAUAUAGGUAUUAUGUAAAGCAUUUUGUCAACAUAAUGGACUAACGUGUUUUUGUCUUAUAUUAUAAUGUCAGUAUUUAUACUUGCAACUGAAUAUAAUACCAAAUACUAUACAAAAUGUU
Molecule: messenger RNA, 4253 nt
Organism: Pelodiscus sinensis (Chinese soft-shelled turtle)
Lineage: Eukaryota; Metazoa; Chordata; Testudines; Trionychidae
Gene: IL17REL
Product: interleukin 17 receptor E like
Molecular function (GO): interleukin-17 receptor activity
Source: RefSeq, a predicted model, not a curated record